Molecule: messenger RNA, 566 nt
Organism: Metopolophium dirhodum (rose-grain aphid)
Lineage: Eukaryota; Metazoa; Arthropoda; Insecta; Hemiptera; Aphididae
Product: zinc finger and SCAN domain-containing protein 22-like
Exons: 2
Coding region: 1-444 (147 amino acids)
Biological process (GO): regulation of transcription by RNA polymerase II
Cellular component (GO): nucleus
Molecular function (GO): RNA polymerase II cis-regulatory region sequence-specific DNA binding; DNA-binding transcription factor activity, RNA polymerase II-specific
Source: RefSeq, a predicted model, not a curated record
AUGCCGACCAAAGAGUGCAGUCAUCUGACGAAGCACCGGCGGACGCACACUGGUGAAAAACCGUACCCGUGUGAGGUGUGUGACAAAUCGUUCGCUGAUAGUGGUAGUCUGACAAAGCAUCGGAGGACGCACACGGGUGAAAAACCUUAUUUAUGCGACGUAUGCAAUAAGUCGUUCGCUAUUAACGGUAAUCUGACGAAGCACCGCCGGAUACACACGGGCGAGAAACCUUACUUAUGCGAUGUAUGCGAAAAGUCGUUUGCCGAUAGCAGUGGUCUGACGAAGCACAAGCGGACGCACACGGGUGAGAAACCAUACUCGUGCGAGGUUUGCGAAAAGUCUUUCAGUGAUAGCGGUACCCUGAAAAAGCACCGACGAAUAAAGCACACACAACCGGAGCAGCCAAACAUUUCAAAAAAUGCCACGAUCCUGUCCGACGCAUGAUUGAGUCAACAAUUAUACUUUCGAUGUUAUAAUACUAAUAUACCAUAGUUAUAUUUAUUCGAUAGUAGCAUGACUGGUGGAUACAAGAGGGGAGGAUAGGGUGAUUCCAAGAAAUUAAUAGA